ACUUUACAAAUAUUUUACAUAAAUUCGACCAAAAGUUUUUUUAUUAAAUUUGUGAUAUUGCCUGAGAGAACAGUAUUAUUAGUUUGUGAUUAAAAUUUAGGAAAUCUAACUGAUGUCGCAACCCGUAUAUUUUUGACGCAAAACUGACAAGUUGCAACGUAGUUGUGAAACCAACGCCCAGAACGCCGGGUGAUGAAUCACACGUGUGAGAGAAAAGAGAAUGUGAGCGCUGUCAUUGUUUCGUCAUUCUUAUACUAGUUCGUCGGCGCGUGUUGUAAAUGAUCCUAGGUUUUAGCAUGAUGAUUUAAAUACAAGUAUAUUGGUAUCUUCAGUCAUGGGUGUCGAACAGUUUGUGGCUCGGUUCCACUCGCUGAGCGGUAAAACCAUCGGAGAAAAACUGAAGAGCCUGAACCACCUGACCAGAGACAUCAGGUCCACUUGCUCGCAGGAGGAUGUCGACCAGUUCAUUGCAGCCGUGAAGCCGGCCAAUAACUUUGAGAAACUGCUGAAAGGCAGACUGAUAGACACAUUCAAGAAGACACGGGACGUGGUGGAUGUCUUGAAGUGUGAAGACAGAUUGUUCAUAAAGCAAGUGCUUGGCUGUGACUGGUUCUUCGAAGGCAGCAGUACCGACUUCCCCACGUGCGAGUUCUUCUUCACAGACGUGUUCCCCAACACGUCGUUCAACACCCGCAACGACAUCAUCCACUCGUUGUCGGUGCACUUGAGGGACGAGCGUGUGGCGGAGCAGUUCUUCAGCGCGGUCAGGAGCGAGUACGGACUCCAGCAGGCCAAGUGCCUGCUGUGCGCGUGCCGUGCACACUUCGUGCAGUCCGUUCUCGACACGGACGGCGCUCGCCUGGACUUCACGGAGCGAGAGGUGACGCGGCUGGUGAGGAAAUUCCCGAACCUAGUGAAAGCAAACAUGAAGAAAUGGUGUUUUGCUUCAUGCAUGGAAACAAUUAUAAAACUCAUGUGUGAUUUAGACGUAAAAUUAUUUAUCGAGUGUUUCCAAAUGAUAAAACGCAGACUAAUUUUUAAAAUUGGCAGACGUGGGAUAAAGAAAAUAAUCCGUUUUGAUCCUGCAUCCAUCAUAAAGUCUGCUUCGAAAUACAUUGACGUUACAGAACCCAAAUAUUUACAUAAAUAUAUGACAGCAGAAGAUUUCACAUACUUUUAUAGAGCUUUAUUUCCUAAUUCAUACCAGUGUCAAUUUUUCUUCAGUGAAUGUCCUGAAGGUAAUUUCUAUAAAGUCGUCGAGCCUCUGAAUCCAAGGAAACGCUUGGACCUGAUGCUCAGUAGUUUUGAGAAAGUGUACGGGGAACAGUUACUGGCACUCCCAGACCUUGUCGGGGAGAAGCUACUCCAGAUGUUGCCAGCGGACAAGAGAGAGACGUGUGCACAGCUGAAGAUAGAGCUGUGCUUGAGCAAAGAUGAAGAUGAGACACUCUGGAUCUGUUACCUGCCCACAGGGAAGUCUGUUCCGACGUUGAAGAAGCUUCUAUUACAGGCACCAGACCUGGAUCAAAGAUGUCGCCUGAUAUCCUAUCUCAUACUCACAUGCAAGGUAAAUGAGGACUUGGAAACGUUGGCCUCUGUUUGUAAGCAUAUUGUGGCAAGGUAUCGCAAUGACAACCUCUCACUAAGAAUUGAAAUACUGCGUGAGUUAUAUAAGAAUUUUGAUUUCCUGAAACUUGAUGAUAGGCUAUGGGCCUCAGUUCAGGAAGUGGUGAAGGUAAUAUUUCUAAAUGCGGAGCAUCUACCUAGAAGAUGGCCACUUUUUGAAGUUCUAAUAAAAUCAGUUCACUUCAGGUUAAACAAUCAUGUUGACAUUCAUGAACAGAUAGACCAUUUAGUACUUAUCUUAAGUUCUUCACAUGAGAGUCAUAACAACUGGGUCAUUAUAAAGGAAGAACCAAAAUAUCAACAAACAGUAUUUGAAGUUUUUGGGGAAAGAAUUCCUCACGUUAAGGGAGUCAAUGUUCCAUUGACCUCACUUGCUCUGUCACUAUUGAGUUCAGUCAGUGAUUGGAACAAAAAUAACAAGUUGUUUCAGUCAUCCCUUAGCAGAUUUUCAUGGGUGGUAGAAGGUCUAAAAAGAAUUGUUGAAACAAACUUGGAUGAUAAUAAGAAUAAAGUCUUAGAACUUCUUAAAACUGAUUUAGAAACAAAACAGCUGGUAUGCUCAGAUGAUUUAUGCAGGGAAGUGGUGUCAAAGGAUUUGUGGUAUUUUCUGAAAAUGGACACAGAAAUGUUUAUUCAGAAUGCUCACCAAGAAUUGGAAUUUCUACUUAUUAGUGAUACUCAGAAAUACAAGCAACUUUUUAGGAUGUGGAAUUUGCUUAGCGGCACCCAGAUUAAGGAAGUGGUUGUCCAGAAAUGCAGAGAAGUUCUCAAGAACGACCAAGAAACACGCAAACAAGCAAAUGCAAUUACUAUUCUGUCAUUCCUUGUGGACUCUGAAAGUUUUGCACGUUUGAUUGAGCCAUUCCAGCCUGAAACAGAUAAAAUCGACCCAGCGGAUGAUAAGACUGAGAAGAUGCUACCUUUGAUCAAAACUUCUGCAAUGUGUUUGAAGAAUGUCAAUCCGUGGAAUGACUACAGCAGUGUAGCCAAGUUUUGCAAGGGAGAUUACCUCAAAUAUGUUCUUGGGUCCUUGAUGAGUGUGUGUUACAACACGAACCAGAGAAAGAUCGUUCCAUUCUUGGAGACGCUGACUGAUUCUCCAGUGUCUGUAAAGAAACACGCAGUGAGGUUGUCGUUCAACAUCGUCAGUAAGCCGCAGCUGAUGUCUCUGCUCAGUAAUCUGUGGAACAGAGACAAGAACCCAGCCACUCGCGAGGUUCUUCUGGCCCUAGUGUGGAGAGCAUUCAUAGAUGUUAGUGCUGAUUUCUUUGCAUUGCUGAAGCACUGCCUGAAGUCCCUCACGACAGAGGACAAGAACUUGUUUGAUAAGUUGUCUAACUCCUUUCCUAUUCCAGAUGCCUACAAGGCUGAGUACAUCCAGCUGUGCUGGGACAAGUUGCACGACUUGCCUCAACAAGGAGCAAAAUCUGAGUAUCGCAUUUCUCAGCUCGUAUCUCAGUCCAGUGAUUCAGUUGAGUUGCUUCCACCCAGCUUUUGUGAACGUGUGCUCAAGCAGUACUUAAGUGACGGGUCACCACUUAAGAGUGUGAGUGUUAUGCUUGCGGUGCAGUAUGCCCUGAGGUCUAGUAGUGAUAUUGUACUAAACGAGCGACUUAACUUGGUUUCAGAUCUGUUCAAAGAUUUAUUAGAACAUAGUGCUUCGGGUUGGGAGGAUGUAGAAUGGUUUGUUUGUCAUUUGGUAAAUUGUGUAUUAUUUGACAAAUAUAGAAAUUCUCUCCAAGUUUUGCAAAAAACUUUGUCAUUUUGGCCAUCUGUGUUCAAUCCAGUCCACAAAUUUGAGAGCUUUAUGUUACUUAAUUUUGCCAAUUUGUAUUUCAUUUACAAGCCAGAGUUUGAUCUGGUCAGUUUCGGCAGAGUCAGCUCAGACUGCGUAUUUUCUGUGCUGGAGGAGUAUGGUCCAGAAGCUGUUACUUUAGUUAGCGAAACGUUCGAGAGUUUUGUAGAACAACUUGGAAAUUCCUGUUAUGAAGACUGCGAGGAGUUAGAAAUACGCUUGAAGGUGAUCACGGGUCUCCUUACAGAACCUGUGCAAAGACAUGCGUACAUAAUGGCAGCUCAUUUAAUUCCUGAAAAUUUCACAAAAAACAGGGCCUUUAAAGACCAGUACAUUCUCAUAAUCCAUAAACUAUUCAAAGUUGAGGACAAGACUGUGAGCUUAUCAAUAAAUUCUUUGUUGGUGUUUGAACAAAAUUUGUCAUUGCUUGAUAGUUUGAUGCAAGUUUGAAGGCUAAUCAAUUUUGUAUUUUUCUUAUUUUGUAAUAUUAAUAGGUAUUUUGUUUGUGAUUUUUAUGAGACAUCCUUGUAUUCUAAAAACAACUUGAUAAAUUUGUUACUUGUUUGUAAAUAUGUAAACAUUUUGUUCUCUGUUUUCAUUGACAUUUAUUCCACUUGCUUGUAUGUUUACCUUGUUGCGAAGUUUUGUGACGUGUCAUGUUGUAAUUUUUUUUUUUUUUCAAAUAUAGUGUGUAUAUAUAUUUAUACAUUCUUUGAUUUUAAAAUAGGUAUAGCUUAAAAAAAUUAAUUUGUAAUUUCAUAUUUGGCCUGCAGGUCAGUUUGAUUUUUAUGCUUGUUAGUUUUAAAAUCUUUUCAUCUAUUUAACGGAACUUUGUACAAGAGUUUUAACCCUUUUCUUUAAAUUGUAAAAGCAUAUUUAGACAAAUAUUUUCAUAACUUCAGGAAUUUAAUUUUAAGAGACAAAGCGUGUUAAGAUGUGUGUGUUUCAUUUUAGGUUUUCUGGUAAGGGAUUACAUUAAGUGAUUUAGAUGUGAGUUAUGAAAAUGUUAUUAAUAAUUAUUUAAUUUUUAUUUAUUGCUACAAUAAAAACAUAUUCACUGCAAUAAGACCCGAUAUUAUUUAGAAUAACUGUACAAUUUUUCACUUGUCCCUAACAGUACCAAAUAUCAAACAUUUGUAUUAGAAACACAGUUUUUGAGGAUUACAUAAAUCACUUUGCAUCAUUAUGCUUGGGGAGAGAGGCAUUAGUCAAUGAUUUUAAACCAAUCUCUGGAAUCACUCUUGUACAUUUAUGAGCUGGGAGUAUCUUAGUGGUUCAUAGAAUUUCUGUUUCGUCUUAUUCUGUGUAACACAUCUGUGCAUCAUAAUAAAAUCUACCUGCUGUUAGUAUUUUAUGUAAUUUUUGGGUAGUAAUAGAAAAGUUGUUUUAGUUUUAAAUUGUAUUUAUUGGGCCUUUAAAAUGAUUUAAGCACUGUCUUAUGUUUCCUAAACUACAACAUUAUUUCUUCUUAUCAUUGCAAGCUGUUAAGAAAAUGUUUACAAUCAAAAUGGUGAAGUUUAUGUUACCAUCCAACAGACAUAGAGCCAGAUUACUUGUUUUUGUAAAAUUACCUGUUUUAUAUAUAUUACUUAUAUAAUUUAUAAUGUAAAGUGUUUUAUCUAAAUUCGAAUGUGUUCAUGUGCAUUUAGCUUUGGAAUACUCUACAUCUAUAUGUACUUUAUAAAAUCAUAUUUUAUUUGUGUUGAAUUAAUUUUUUUUAUUGAGACACAUAAUUUAUUUAGCAUUCAUUAUACUGAAAUCAAUGUUUUUACUAUUAUUGAAUUUAUUUUCAUGAGUUUUGGCACUUUCUGAUUUGUUGAAAGAUUUUUUCUAUUUAUUUUAAGAAGAGUUAAUAAACCUGUAACUUUGGCACUGUACUAUUUGAAUAUUUAGAAUUUGAGUAUUUUUCUAUUUAUUUUAAAAUAUUUUUUAAAUUAGUCUUUUCCUUGUUGGAAUUUUUAAAAAAAUUUUUUUUGUUCUAUUUUUUUUUUGAAUGUAGCUUGUUCAGCCUUAGCUGACAUUUCAAUCAGCAUAAUCCAGUGUUUUUUUUAGUUGAUUGAAGUCAGAUUCUGAUUGAAAGAAAAGGAAAAAUUUUGUAGAAUACAUUAAUCAACCUUGGGUGGAAGCUGUUUAUAAGGAAAUAUUAGCGGUGACAGUUGUAGUGAAGUUUGGUGCAUAAAUUUGUGGUGUAAUUCUAUAGAAACUAUUAACUCCUACCAUAUAUUAUAUUGUGGCAAAUACUGGUAAACUCUUUUUGAUUAAUAUAUAUGUAAUCCCUAUCUUGUGAACUGUGCAUGAUUUGGGUUUGACUAUUCCAUAUAAAUGGCCUGAUAUGCUGUACUUUGUAUGUAGGAAUCACUACUUGCUAUUGAACAAGCAAGUAGCAUCAUAAAACUCUUACUCUUACUCAACAGUGUAGAUUAUUUGGAACUUAAUGCGUUUCUCCACCCCCCCCCCCCCCCCCUCCCUUCCCCUCCAAUUCUCUUCUCAAACAGUAUCAUUUAUCUGAAUUACACUUCUGAAUUACUACAGAGAGAUAUUUUUCUGUUUGUCAUUUAAUAAAUAUGUAGUGUGAAGUUUGUCAGUGUCUUGUAUGUUUUUAUGUUUUUAAUAAUCUUUCAUGUGGAUUUGUUACUAUUUUAAAAGUGUGUUAUAUUAUUUUUUUCCUUGUGAAAUGACGCAUAACUAUACGACAAUAUGGUGUAUGUUCAUUGGUAACAGCUCGCAAGAGAGGUUCUUGCCGUUAGCACGCGACUGAUUGAACUGGUGGUCUGGGUCGACUCGGAAGUCACCGUCCAGAAUGCGCUGUCCUCAACGUCUUUGGCGCGGCCAAACACCACAAGCCAAUCAACCUCAAAACUUGGAAUUUUUUAUUAUUUAACAAACAUAUAGGCCUGUGUGCUGUAUUUUGAACAAUUCAAAUUACUUAGUGUGAUUUUUUUUAAAUUUUUUUUUUAUAAGUAGUCACCAGGGCCAAUGAAACUCUUUGUUAGUUAUAGUAACAAUAACUGUAUUACUAGUUAACAUUUCACGAGUAACUGUUGAAAGCCAAUAAAUAAAUACACACAAACACACACAAUGCAGUUGCUGUAACGGUCCUCUUGGCUGUGAUACUGUUCAAACCUGGCCCCGUUAUGACUGUUAAAAUGAUUACUGAGCCAUUAUAUCCAACUAGUUAGGAGCCCAAAAUGAAAGACCUACAAUUGCCUUUUUUCUUCGAGCAUAACCGUGUGACAAACAACCAUACCUUUUAGGCAUACAGGGGCGCACACAUGCUGUGCAGAGCUCAGAAGAAACCACGUUAUUUGAAAACUGCUCCUGCUAUCAUAGUGGUGUCUGUUUACGAAAAGAAUUUAAGAAUACACUUAGAAUGGAUGAGUAGUGCUUUUUCCGUAGUUUGUUUUCAAACUAUUGUUAGAAGAGUAGAAAUAUUUUUUCAUUACUAGUAAAGUUAGUUAAGUGCCGUGUGAGCGGUACAACAAGGUGAGCUUCGAAAGUCCUCCUCCCUUAAUCACGUAAGGUAAGGUUAUGCACAGAACACAAGCCCUGUGUGGGCGAAGCUAUUAAAAGUCACUGGUAAUGAAAGUCCAUUAUGGUGAGGUCUGGAACACAUCCCGUGGCCGUGAGCAAAUGUGCAUUACUGCACUGCACAAAUGUUCAUCAAUAAGCAGUCUGCAUGUGAAACGGGCCGAGUGGGGCAACUGCAGGGCUGACAACAACAAAGAUUAAUAGAACUUAUGCUAUAGGCGAAAUUAGAUCGGUUGGAAAAGAAAAUUGUGACGGCCCUGCUGUGCUCGUAGCAUCUGCUCCGGAUGAAAGAUGUGUUGGAACUAGUUUUCCUGGGCAGAAGCGACCUCCACCAGGGGUAGUUUUUGUGAGAGACGUACUGCAGUCUUGAGGCAAGGUCUAGGUACAAUUUACGUAGGCAAAUAAACCCUUUACUUAAGUUGGUAAACUGAUUAUAGUGUUGGGUGGCUAGUUAGCCUCUCUAAUUGUCUCCUGUAAAUAGAAAUAAGUGGAAUACCAGCAACAAAACUUAGUCACUGUGGCAACUAUCGUGUGGGUAUAGCGCUGCAUUGGUCUGGCCUGCACUCUGGUCACGUGUGGCAGGUCGCACAGUCGUAUGCCUACUGCACACGCCGCUAAGGCGACACGACGAAGCAUAGCUGCCUUCGCAACCAGAGGGAGCGCUGACAGUCGGCAUCAAGUGUUUUGAAGGUAGAUUUUAUUAGGAGGAUGCGAAGGAGAACGUAGUGGAAAACACUGUGGGUUCAGGGGCUUAAAAAAAAAGUUGAAAAACUAAAAGAUAAUGAACGAAACCAUACCAAAAUAAUAUAUUAAUAAAAGUACUUGAUUAAUAAGUUGUUUUGUAAAUUUAUAUUUAUGUGUAAACAUGACUACUAAUUUUUAUGACUUCUGUGCUUAAUGUGUAAUUUUUCUGUAAAUUAAUGUUGGUGUGCUGUAUGUUUCUGCUUGAUUUGUAAUUCAUUUUGUGAAUUAAAAUAACUCUUUCAUAAAUAGUAAUACUCA
Messenger RNA from Bacillus rossius redtenbacheri, 7951 nucleotides. RefSeq lists its product as uncharacterized. Bases 335 to 3871 code for a protein of 1178 amino acids. The record is from RefSeq and is a predicted model, not a curated record. Lineage: Eukaryota; Metazoa; Arthropoda; Insecta; Phasmatodea; Bacillidae. The transcript is spliced from 2 exons.